AUGAGCAAUGUGACAGAUGGAGUUGCCACCAUUUCUAAUAUUCUUGCUCCAGUGCUUGGUAUGGAGACUAUCGUAGGACUUGCUGGAAAUACCAUUGCUUUGAGUAUCUUUUGCUCGUACAGGAAUCACUGGUCAUCAAGCACUGCAUAUUUAUUCAGCUUGGUCAUUGCUGAUUUCUUCCUGAUAAUCAACUUGCCAUUUCGUAUCCACUACUACCUGAAGAAUGAAUUCUGGAGCUUCACAGAGAUAUUUUGCAGUGUCAACCUAUUCAUGUUGUCAAUGAAUAGGACAGCAAGCAUUAUAUUUCUCACUGCCAUUGCAAUUGAUCGCUACUUUAAAGUGGUUCAUCCUCACCACCAAAUGAGUAAAAUAUCAACAGCUUGUGCUGCAAAAGUAGCAAUUGCACUUUGGAUCACAGUGAUACUGAUGAACAGCCAUGUUUUUAUCUUGGAUCACAAUCAAAGUCAGAACAAUUGUCAAAGUUUUAACUCUCGUCUACAUCCACAUGCAGCAGACACAUGGCAUGCACUAUUAUUUUUUCUUGAAUUUUUUUUGCCUUUAGGCAUCAUCAUUUUCUGUAUUUUCAACAUUAUUUUGAAGCUAAAGCAGAGGAAAUUGGCUAAAAGGAAUAAGGUCCAAAGAGCUGUGAAAGUUUUGGUGGUCAUUGUUUUGAUGUACACCAUCUGCUUCUUGCCUAGUAUUUUAAUUGCUGCAGUUGGCCUGGUCAUUCUAAUGGUAUCUCAUACUCACGUUGACACUAUUGGCCAGUUAUUACAUGUCUCACUUGCCUUCACAUACCUAAAUAGUGCACUUGAUCCAGUUCUGUAUUGCUUUUCAAGCCCAGCAUUCCUAAAAAGAUGCAAAAAAGUGCUUUGCCAGGCUGGCUGCUUUAAAACCUCUGUGAUAGAAGGAUCCAGUGAAAAUUCAUCAAGAUAUCCAGGACAAAGAAUGAGGAGCCUCCAACCAUCAACAGUAAGAGAACAGACUCCACGCAUGAGCCUACGGACACCUUCCUCUUCUACAGCCAACACUUGUUAA
This is a messenger RNA of Pelodiscus sinensis (Chinese soft-shelled turtle), 1038 nucleotides long. It is a transcript of the gene OXER1, whose product is annotated as oxoeicosanoid receptor 1. Gene Ontology annotation, cellular component: plasma membrane. Gene Ontology annotation, biological process: G protein-coupled receptor signaling pathway. The record is from RefSeq and is a predicted model, not a curated record. NCBI's taxonomy places the organism in Eukaryota, Metazoa, Chordata, Testudines, Trionychidae. Gene Ontology annotation, molecular function: G protein-coupled receptor activity.